AGGACCAAGGCAUCAGUCUGAACCAUUUGUUAUAGCUGAAGUGUGUGUGGACAGGGCAUUAUAAACAAUAUGGCGACGUUGUUUGCUUCUUCCCUUACAUUUAAAGCCUAUCGCAAACCAGCCGCCGAUUUCGACUGGACAAAACGGUAUUCCAAGAAACUACGAAAGACAGUUGCAGAAAUGAAAACACCAGAAAACACGAUUGACAAACCUAUAUUUUUGGUACUGGGACCAGCUUCAGCAGGAAAAUCUGCUUUUCUAAGUUCAGUGGCUAGUGUUAGUAAGAAACAAAUAGCGAGUCCUACACUAACAUCCGGGGGUGCAACCAGCCAGAUAACAACAGUGUACAGAAGAUAUAAACCAGUGUCUGGUGAUUUGCAAAACUUCAUACUAUCAGACGUCAUGGGCAUUUCAUCGGCAGAAGACACAGAAAUCCUCAUAGAUGAUAUCAAACUCUUAGUAAAUGGUCAUAUAGAUGAAGGAUAUGAG
This is a messenger RNA of Mercenaria mercenaria, 489 nucleotides long. Its product is annotated as interferon-induced protein 44-like. The record is from RefSeq and is a predicted model, not a curated record. The transcript has 4 exons. The annotation marks the transcript as partial. Lineage: Eukaryota; Metazoa; Mollusca; Bivalvia; Venerida; Veneridae.